AUGUCGCUCCAUGAACGUCGCGUUGUUCCUACAGCUCGUCGAUCGAUUGUGGUGGACCCCACAAAACAACUUCAGACGACACGCAGCAGCAGCGGUCACAGCGAGAGCACAUUCGGGCACCCUCAGUCCACCAUCAGCGGAACACACUCAGACACCCAGCACCGGCAGACACAGGCGGGAGCGCCAGCCAACUUCACUCGGGAUAUCAAGCACGUGGGCAGUAGCCUACACCUGUAG
Molecule: messenger RNA, 237 nt
Organism: Phytophthora nicotianae INRA-310
Lineage: Eukaryota; Oomycota; Peronosporomycetes; Peronosporales; Peronosporaceae
Exons: 3
Coding region: 1-237 (78 amino acids)
Source: RefSeq, a predicted model, not a curated record